This is a messenger RNA of Closterium sp. NIES-67, 4532 nucleotides long. The record is from the annotation of a GenBank genome assembly. NCBI's taxonomy places the organism in Eukaryota, Viridiplantae, Streptophyta, Zygnematophyceae, Desmidiales, Closteriaceae.
UACCACAAGCUUGCUUCUUCGAGCCUCCCCUACCCCACCCCCUCUGCUCCGUGCUUGAUCCUCAGGAUUGAUGGCUGCCCCUGCUUGCUCGCUGGAGCAGUCAGUCAGGCCUGAACGUCAGUGGAAUUGCUUCUGUAGCUGCUGGCGGCUGCUAGGCUGACUCACCUUCUGUUCUCCCUGCCCCCCAAUGGGCCUAGUGUAGACCUCCAAGCGUUAUGUUCAAACGUCGAGUCCUACAAGCGCUAGUACGACUGCCCGCCGUCGGAAACAGGGUAUCGUGCGCCGCCAGCACUAGGGCUUCAAAGGUCAGCUUUUAGAACUCGCAGGCGCGAAUCUCUGACGCAUUACCAGUCGCCGUGGAUGCUUAAGCCCUCCACCUGCGAUCGCCAUGCUUCAUAGACCGCAAAGCAGUAGCAGUAAACGAAGCGCCGCCGAGAAACCUUGUGGGCGGAAGCAAACGGCUAGCAGUCCGUACUAACGGCGCAUGAAAACAGAUCGGCGACCUCGAACAGGUGCCCCAUCAACAGUGGUCAUGCUUCUGCGCAAUUCCACGCUCCCGCUUUAGCUCGCGCUUUCUGAGCCAGACUCAGAACGAGCACCUUCACGAGCCAUUACUGGUGGCACUGAGCGCUGCAUUUCCAGAAUUCUCCGAUUCGGCCGUUGGAUAGCCCGUAGUACCCCGCCGCCUGCCGCUACAUCAUGGCGCAUCGACGCUGCGCCGCCCUCCUGCCGCCGAGCAGCUCGAAGCGGAGAAAAGCUCUACUUGUCGACCUGCGCGGCCGCGCGCCCUCCACGCACCUGCUGCUGCUGCUGCUGCUCGGCGCGUCUCUUCUGCUCUCGCCGCUGGCCCCGCCUCUGCGCGCGGAUGCCGCCGUGACUGACGUGUUCAAGCCGUUCUGCGAUAGCAGCAGCUAUGUGGACCCUCCUCCCAGCGGGUGGAAGAAGUGGAGCGACCCGGCGACGUGGCCGGCGGGGAAGGUGCCGGGCGUGGGCAUGGCGAUGGGCGUGAACGCCACGGUGCCGUGUGGCGUGGGCGUGCUGCUGGACACCAACGUCACGUUGUACCUGCUCGAGAUCAACGGCUGGCUCAAGGUGGAGGCGGCGGGGCCGCUGCAGGUGCUGGCGGCGUUCGUGUUGAAUCAGGGCCGAGUCACCGUCGGCACGGCGGACGCGCCGUACCGCGGCAAGCUCACCGUCAACCUAACCGGCGCCGCCAACGAGCUCACCAUCACGCGGCCGCCCGCCGCGCCAUACCAACCGCGCUCCGUGGGCGUGCGCGUCUUCGCCACCGUGGGCGGGCGCCUCGAGCUCAACGGCAUGUACGGCAACGCGCCCGCCUGGACCACGCUCGCCGCCACGGCCGCAGCUGGAGCGACGAGCAUCCGCGUGAAAGGGGACAUGACGGCGUGGCCGGUGGGCGGGGUGAUUGCGAUCGCGUCGACGGAUUUCGACCGGAACCAGGCGGAGAAUUUCACGAUCACGUCCGUCGCUGCUGGCCCCGGCAACACGACGGUGCUGGGGCUGGGCGGCGCGCUGACGUGGAUGCACUGGGGGGAGGCGGUGGCGGCGGGCGCGGCGGGGCUGGCGGUGGACGAGGCGGCGGAGGUGGCGCUGCUGUCGCGCGCGAUCGUGAUUCAGGGCCACCAGAACCCCGACGACCCGCUCAUCGGCGGCCACUUGAUCGUCAUGCAGACCGCCGAGCGCCAGCUGAUCAAAGGGGUCGAGCUCGUCAACAUGGGCCAGCAGGGGAACCUGGGCCGCUACCCCAUGCACUUCCACCUGUGCCAGGACGUGACUGGGUCGGUCGUCAGCAGCUGCAGCGUGCACGACAGCAAUCAACGGUGCUACGUGGUGCACGGCACGUGGAAUCUACGGCUGGAGUGGAACCUGGGGAUCAACACCAAGGGCCACUGCUUCCUGCUCGAAGACGCCAUUGAGUUUGGCAACACCUUCAUCAACAACCUCGGCUUCCUGCAGGAGCCGGUGAAGCGGCUGCUGCAACCGACGGACGCCAUUCCGGCCACGCAGAGCGACGACGCGCCGUCCACCUUCUGGAUCACCAACCCCAACAACACGUUCAUCGGGAACAUCGCCGCGGGGUCGUUUGACUCGGGGUUCUGGUUCCAGCUGCCUGGGCGAGUGGAGGGCCCAUCAGCGCUCUUCCCCAACGCCGCGGGCGUGACGCCGUUCCUGAUCCCCCUGGGGCCGUUCGUGGGCAACGCGGCGCAUUCCAACGGCCGCGCAGGGCUGCGCACAUACCCCUCCGGGUACCGACCAAGGCUCAAUGGGGGUGUGUCCAACGUGCAGGAAAAGUCCGGCAUCAAUGCGCCUCAGGUCAACAUCACCAUGACAAGCUUCCGCGCGUACAAGAACCAGUUUAUAGGCAUGUUCAUCCACAACUCUGACGGUUUGCACAUCAGGGGCGCGCAGGUGGCAGACAAUGCAGUCGUGGGCAUCGAGCUCAACCGCGACCAGGCCGUCGUGAUCUCGAACUCUGUGUUUAUAGGCGAAUCGGCCAACAUAGGCAACCCCACCAUGUGUGACAACCCCAGCAACAACUUUGGCGGCUGCAAGGCGCUUGCCUCCGCUGGGGUCUGCGACCUGCCCCUGCCGCUAGCCAAGGCGCGCUCCAACAGUCGCACAGUGAGCCGCUACGCGCCCAAGUACGGCAUCCUGAUCGACCAGGCGGACCCUCCCGCGCACGGGUGGACCAUGGGCGUGCCACACCGCAUUGUCAACUGCUCCUUCUCCGGCUUCUCCAACCGCUGCCACCCCGCUGCUGCCAUCUCACCCAACGGCCAUGCAGCGUACGUGUGGCCGGCCACCUACACCAGCGCCGCGCUCACUUUCCCCGACGCGUCCCCCGCGCUCUACCUGGUGCCGCGCAGCCGGGGGCAGCUGGGCUUUGACGGCGGGUACGGGGACGCGGGGCCGCUGGCGGGCACGUACGUGUGGCGGGACGAGGACGGGUCCAUGGUGGGGGGGAGCGGUGGUUUCGCUGUGGCUAAUAACACCGCGCUGCUGCCCGCUGGAGAUUUGUGCACUGCGAAGCCGGAGUGGAACGGGUAUGCCUGCCCGGGCACGUGCUACCGCACUGUGUCCAUCGACGGGGGCAGCGCGGGCUUCACUCUCGUCCCAGCCGGAACGACCAACAGCAGCAGCAGUGGCAGCAGUGGCGCCGGUAGCGUAUCGAGCAACGGAGCGCAGUUUGUGAACGUGCUGGCAGGGAGGGGCUAUGUGGUGAAGCCUGGGGGCAGCAGCGCUGCCCCGGCGGAUUACACAGUGUCGUAUGCGGAUGGGGGGUUUGGGUGUAACUCCCCGGUGGUGCUGCAAUUCCCGCUGCCGCGGGCGGGGUACACGUGGCAGCUCACUCCGUCCGAUGACAUCUUCUGGCAAGCAUGCAGCGGAGUGACCCUGCCCUACACCAGGAUCGCCCAGGCGCAGUGGCUGUGUCUGGACGCCGCCCCCGUGCUGCAGAUCUCCCUGGGAGCCAACUCCUCUGCCACAGUCGUCCUCACGCAGGUCCCUGGCAACUUCUCCUGCCUGCACAUCCAAUGCGGCAUCAUUCCACCCUCCAGCAACUGGAGCUACAGCGACGCCAUGAAGUACCCCCCUGAGUUCCUCGCGUACGCGCCACCCGCCAAGUGGAAGGUGGCCAGAGCACCAUUUGGGUACGGCGGGCAGGGCGAGGUCACCACCAUCGCACACGCAGGGCCGGGUGCCCUGGCGUGGUAUUUCCGGGCGUCAUUCACGCUCAAGUACGCGGGGUGCUACCGCUCGCUGCUGUUUGGGUACAAGGCCAGCGACGGCAUCGUGGUGUAUGUCAACGGCGGGGAGGCCUUCCGCUCCAACAUGCCCGCCACCAAGCCUGUCACUGUCGCCACGCCGGCCGUCAUGGAUGCGAGUCCGCGCGCCCCCUGGUCCACGGCCAUAGUAUCAGUGAGCGAGGUGCGGGUGAUGUCGGGGCGCAACUCCAUCAUGGUGGAGCUGCAUGCCACACAGGCGUACGCCUGGGAAGUGCACUUCAACAUGUGGGUGGCUGCCGUGGGCUCCAGCUGCCCCCUCACCCGAUUCUUUGACCAACGCUCAUCGCUCGCGUUCAGCUCCGUUCUUGGGGGGGCUGCUGCUGCUGCCGGCAAGUGAGAGGAGAGGAGAGGAGAGGAGGGGAGAGGAGGAGAGAGGAGGGGAGAGGAGGGGAGAGGAAGGGAGUGGAGACGAGGGGAGGAAAGAGAGCAGGCUUCGCAAUUUUGCUCGAUUGUUCAACUGUCUAGAGCGCUUCUGGGAGUCUUGUGGAGCCAAUACCCCCUUGGCUUAGGGCACUCCAGGAAAUGAUUCUACAGUGUUUCUGGCAGCAUUGCCCUAGAGGUUGGCUUCGCUGGAGUGUGUACGGAACUUAGUUCUAGUCUUAGAUCUACUCUUAGGAGGCUUGCUGCGGAUCGAAUCGAUCGUUUUCCCAUUGGGUACAUGAUUGAUGGAAUAAAUGAGGGUGCUUUCAGGCGAAUCAUCUCAGAGGAGACUAGAACAGCGAAGGA